Molecule: messenger RNA, 4130 nt
Organism: Paramuricea clavata
Lineage: Eukaryota; Metazoa; Cnidaria; Anthozoa; Malacalcyonacea; Plexauridae
Source: the annotation of a GenBank genome assembly
ACUGCAGGAAAACAUCUUGAGGAAUACUAUAUUAAAGCGGUUGAUACACUGAUCGACUUGUAUAAUUCACUUGAGCGGAAAAAGACGAAAGUUAAAGAGUGCAUCCAAAUAUUCUACAAGAAAGCAAGAGUGCUUCUAUACAUUGACAACCUACAAAUCCGGAGCAAGCUGCUUGAAAACAUUUUCAAGGAUCUGGAAACGUCUUCGCAAGAAAUGACUAUAGAAAGGCUUAAGCAAAGCAAAACGUUACACCUCGAUAGAAUUGAAACGCAUCAUAAUGGUGGUUUUGCAUUCAUUUUUAAGGCAGAUUACAAAGGCUGUUCUGUAGCAGUAAAGUGCUCUAAGCUCUCUAAAAAUUGUCUACAAAAUAAAUAUGCAAAUCCUAGUCACUUUAGUUACGAGCUUGAAUUUUUAAGCAAUUUAAGAAAGAAAAACCAUCCAAAUAUCAUUCAACUAAUACAAGAUGACCGUCAACUCCAAUGCCUGGUUCUAGAGUACAUCUCGUUUGGAUCUCUGCGGACGUAUUUGUUCAAACGUCGAUCAGACACUAGUCGUCCUACCUUUGAUGAGCUUCUCUUGAUUGCGGUGAAAAUUGCUGGGGCUUUAGAGUUGUUGGAAGAGGAAGGUAUCAUCCAUCUUGCAAUGCAGGCAAGAAAUGUGCUUGUUAACCGCAAUGGCGACGUUAAGUUAACAGGUUUUCAGUUUUGUCGAACACUGAGCCAGAUAAAAGAAAAGGGAAUAAGAAACGUUGUCUUCGAACGCCAUUUUAAGUGGAUGGAUCGAAAUGCUCUUGGAUUCGUAUCCGUCGUCCCAAGAACGGUUUCAUGGAGUUUUGGAGUUUUUCUUUACGAGAUUUUAACCCUUGGAUGCGAACCGUAUAGCCAUUCAAAGAAACACCUAGAUUCUGAUGAAUUGGAACGAAAAGCUCUGACGUCUUCGCAAGCAAAAAUCUUCGUAAGUAAUUUAAUAUAUUGAGUGUGUAAUAUAUCAGAGUCUACCCACACCGGACAACCGGAAAAAUUGCUUGACCGCCAUGGAAUCAAUAAAAAUAUAUAAAGCUGUAUACACUGUAUAAUGGAUCUACCUAAAAAUAUGCAUGGAUCCACCUAAAAACACAAAAAGAACUUGAUCAAAGUUCUGAGCGUAUUUUUCAGGUAAUUAUAUUAUCUACAGAUUUCCCAUAAAUGAUGAUAUUUCAGAAACUCGAUAUCAUUCCUUCAAUAUUUGUAUGUAUUUAUAAACUAAAGUCCGGUGGUUGUGAUGCCAAACUCAGGAUUAAUUUUGCUUGUGCUACACUCUAACGCCAGUAGCUAAUACUCUCGCGCACGCUUAAAUUACGCUUCACUGAUUGCCUAGUUCCCUGUUAUAUAAUAUAUUCCUGCCAGUCCCCUUUUUUUACAACAAGAUUUCUCGUAUAGUCUUGACAGUACUAUGGUUUUCAUAGUUGUCUACAGUAUGUCUUUUUAUGUGAUUUCCUCCAAUGUCAGUAGCCACUGUCGAGAAGUAUAGUUACCUAGAAUUUCUGCUACUUCAAUUUUGAUCUGCUCGAAAUUUUCCAUCAUCUGUUCUUAAGCCUAAAUUGGAAAAAUUCAAGCUACAAAAGACAAAUGGAACAAAUAUAUCGAAACUGAACUGAGUAGAGUUCAAAUUGGUCUGAAAUCAAACGCGUAAUUACAAAAUUGUACCACCGCGCAACGGAAGUCCACUUUGGAUAGCAAGUUCGAGUACAAACCAAAAUUACAAUAUCUGAAACCUAACAUUGUAUAUGCGACCUAGAAGUAAAAGAAAACUGGAAAUAAUACAGUAGUUCAUAUAAAUUUUCUCACACAUCAUUAGAUAUUCAUAGCAUUUCGGCCAAUGGCAUGGUGUACUUUACAUCACGUGUAUCUAUAUCUGGAUACCCAGGCUAGACCAGGACUUUAAUUACUUCAAGUGGGAAGGACUUUGAACAAUAGGGAAAUUGAGGGGUAAACAAAAGAUUAUGCAAAUAUAUUUAAUUGCUAUGUUUAGAAUUAUUUUUAAAUACAGUAAGCUGUAUUUAGAAUUUUUUUCUAAUUAUACACUUUACAUUUAUCACUUUUUCUAUCAUAAUAAACAGCGCAAUAAUACAGCAACUACAGCAAUAAUACUGCUGCCAGUAAUGUUUGGCCGUCUAAUAUAUAUUCACUUCGGCUCUUCCAUUCUCCACCAGAUAAUGCCUUAUCGCACACACAAUCUGAUAUAUCGUUUCUCGGAUCUCCUACCUUGUAACCAGGUUUAUUAAGAAAAUAUCAUCGGGCAAAUGACUAAAUCUGAUCAUCGUGGAUUAUGAUAAAAUAGUAGUUGCCUAUAGGUUGUUGACCACUUUUGAAUGAAGGAAAGAAAAGAAUUGAAGGUGGCCAAAUAUAAAAAAUCCGAAUUAUCGAAUUUCACAAUUUAUACGACGGGAAAUUAAGAAAAAAUCCCUUCUUGAAACAUUGUAAAAAUGUCAAUAAAAACAAUUUACGCUAAACAGCUAUGGAGAUAAAUUUUCUAUAAAAUUAGAAACAUCGUUCGUAGUAUUAACCAUUAAUGCAUAUUUUACCGCAUCCAAACCUUACAAAUUGUUCAUAUAAGAUCUAUAAUAAUUUUUAGUAUUUUUGCACAGGUGAAUAUAACAAAUCCUACAAGUUGAUUGGUCAAAUUUGACGUAUUAAGCUGUUAUAUUCAUGUCCAACAGCCGCCGAUUUGUGGAAGUUACUGAUAAAGAAAUAUGCGAAAUUAAAACAAAUUCAGUUGCAAAAAAAAAAACACAAAAGGCUUGUGAAAAAUACUAAAACAAUUAUUCGCCUCAGGCUCGGUGAUUAUCGGGGAAUAUUCACCUCGACUUGAUCUCGGUGAAUAUUCUCCGAUAAUCACCUCGCCUUCGGCGAAUAAUUGUUAAAUGUUCGCACUUACUUUGGUAAUCUUGUUAUGUUUCGUGGCUUGUUGCUGCGCUAGUCAUUCAGGACAAUAUUGCACCGUGUUGUGUCAUAAACAAAGAACAAGUUAAUUAAAUUAAUCCUCUUUAAUUCCAGUUUACAAAAAUGUUUAAGAUUUCAAAUUAAAUUUAAUAAAAUGGAAACCGAACUCCGUGUUUUGGUUUGUAAUCGAACUUGCGAUCCAAAGUGGACUUCCGCUUCGUGGUUGUGCAGUUUUGUAAUCACGCGUUUUAUUUCAGACCAAUUUGAACUCCACUCAAUUCAGUACCGAUGUGUUUGUUCCGUUUGCCUUUGGCAGAUCGGCUUUUUCUAAUUUUUUAUACAAAGAAAUAUGUUAGAAUAUGCGUUCGUUAACUUUCAGUAACAUUGAGUAAUGUCAAAACAACAAAAUAUGUUGUUUUAUUUUUUUUCUUGCGGUCCGAAGUCAUAUUUUACGCUUUUCUGCAAUCUGAUUGGCUACGUGAGCGGUCCGUAUGAGCCCGUACGGACCGCGCGAGAUUUAAAGCCGUAGAGCCAAUGUUUUUAUUUUUCAAAAUUUAAAGACGAGUUUAAAGGCUACUUUUUAAAACAUUAAAAUGUCUGCAGACGAUGAAAAACACAGUGAAAACGAAUUUUACUAUCCCACAAAAGAUAUUUCUCUUCCCGAUAGCAUUGAUAGAAACGACGUUUUAUUUGGCAGCUUCAUUCGCGUGCGGGAGGAGUGAUUGGGGAAAUCCAGAGGAGGAAUUAAAAAAAAAAAAUAAAAAUAUUAUUUACCGGUAUGGUCGGUCCGUAUAGAGAAAUAUUUCUCUCGGUCUUAAAAACGUCCCUCGGCCUUCGGCCUCGGGCCGUUUUUAAGACCUCGAGAAAUAUUUCUCUAUACGGACCUCCAAUCCGGUAAAUAACAUAUAUAUAUAUACAUAUAUCUAUCACCGUAUUUCAAAAUAUUAGUCAUCAAAAAACUUUCUUGUUCUCCCAACUCCCUUGGUAUUUUCAGAUAAUGUGGAAUCACAACAAAUUUCAACUUUAACGAUAUUAUAACAUUCUUUCGUAACUGUUAAUUGUUUUAGAUUAGUCGAGGUGGUAAAUUACCAAAAGAAUCCUGCAUUCCAGAUUCUUGCUUCCAGAUCAUCUCAACGAAAUGCUGCGAAGAAGAAUAUUCGGACAGGCCUACAUUUGCAGAGCUAGAAUGUUUGCUCCUGAAAGAAAAAG